Molecule: messenger RNA, 915 nt
Organism: Telopea speciosissima
Lineage: Eukaryota; Viridiplantae; Streptophyta; Magnoliopsida; Proteales; Proteaceae
Product: F-box/FBD/LRR-repeat protein At1g13570-like
Exons: 2
Coding region: 22-915 (297 amino acids)
Molecular function (GO): protein binding
Source: RefSeq, a predicted model, not a curated record
UUUCAAAAGCAAACGAAGAAGAUGACUUCACAGAAACAUCACCACCACACAGAGGUGAAAUACAUGGUUUCAACAACCUUAGAUCGGAUCAGUGAUCUUCCGUGGAAUGCAAUGCACAACAUUCUUGGUCGGCUGCCCAUGGAGGAAGCUGUAAAGACUAGCAUCUUAUCAAGGAAAUGGAGAAACAAAUGGCAAUGUUUGUUAGAUCGGAUCAGCGAUCUGCCGUGGAAUGUGAUUGACACAAUCCUUGUUUGUCUGCCCAUCGAGGAAGCUGUAAAGACUAGCAUCUUAUCAAAGAAAUGGAGAAACAAAUGGUGUAGUUUGUCAAUACUUCAUUUCCAGUAUGAUCACCGGUAUGAUCAUUUGCUUGGUACAUCAGAAGAUCGAAUAGUGCUUACUAACAAUUUAGUUAAAAUUGUCGAUCAUGUUCUCUUACUUCAUCAAGGUCAAGUUAGUAGGUUCUUUCUUGAGCUUCCUCAACCUCAUAACAUUGAUCCAUGGAUAAAUUCCUUAUCAAAGAAAGGUCUCACUGAAUUAAUCCUUAUUUUAGCAUACAAGAGGAAUCCUGCCCCUUUGAUCGAGUUAUGUCCUGGUCUCUUCUUAUGCAGCCAACUCAAUAAACUGCAACUCAUUGGUAGUUGGGUAUUUGAACCACCUCUUUCUUUCAGAGGCUUUACUUGUCUCACAUUCCUUUGCUUGUACAAUGUUAUCAUCAGCGAUGGCGAUUUGGACAAGUUGUUCCACAGUUGCCCACUACUUGAAAACUUCCGUUCGAUCCAAUCUUUUGGUUUCACUGCUCUGCGAGUAGUCUCACCAAGACUCAAAAGCUUUAAAUACAGAGAAAUGGGUCAGCCAGGAGUCCAAGAUAAACGCUUGGUUAUAAGCUUUGAAAACAAUCCCAUUUCGCGACCAUAA